Molecule: messenger RNA, 838 nt
Organism: Eurytemora carolleeae
Lineage: Eukaryota; Metazoa; Arthropoda; Copepoda; Calanoida; Temoridae
Product: serpin B6
Exons: 12
Coding region: 74-838 (254 amino acids)
Molecular function (GO): serine-type endopeptidase inhibitor activity
Source: RefSeq, a predicted model, not a curated record
AAAGAUAUUUUUUUUUCGGCCAGUGAAAUGUGGAGGUAAUUUGACCCGACCCUACACAGCCAGUUGCAGUUUCAUGUCUCGCUAUGCAAUGAGAUCUAGAAUUCUUGUGAAAUGGAUUCUUGCGUUUUCUCUUUGUUUGUUGGAACCUGCAGCAGGCAUUAUAGGAACAGGUGAAUGUAAGGCAAAGGAUGGUAUGAAAUUGAAAAGUAACGAUACUGUCGAUGGAGUUGGGAUACUUGGAAUGAAACUAUUGGAUGAAUUGAGCAAAACAUCCGAGGAUAAUAUAAUUUGUUCUCCUUUUAGCAUUGCAACCACAAUGGCAAUGGUGUACGGAGGAGCUGGUGGGAAAACGGAAGGAGAAAUGAAAAAAGUAUUAAAAGUAUCAAAAGAUUACAAAAACGAGUAUCACGCCCUAUUAGGAUCUUCUAGUUCUAGGCAGGGUGUAACUUUAAAUGUUGCAAAUUCUGUCUUUACUGAGAAAACUAUUGGAAUUAUAGAUGAUUUCAAAUCAGAUGUAGAAUGUUAUUUCAAGGGAAAAGCUGAGGACUCAGAAUUCAAGAAGAAUCCAGAGAAAGAAGUGAAACGUAUCAACAGUUGGGUAGAGGAGAAAACAAACGGGACGAUAAAGGAUCUUCUGAAACCAAAUAUGAUAAAUGCAGAAAGUGUUAUGGUGCUCGUCAAUGCUAUUUACUUCAAAGGUGAAUGGGAUGAAAAGUUUAAGCAAGAAAAGAAGAGGGACUUCCAUGUCAGUGAUAAGAAGAAGAUUAGUGUUAAAUUUAUGCAGAGGAAAGGAAAGAUUAAUUGCACUAAAACAGGAGACUCAAUUAUCAUGNAAUAA